AGGCUCCAUUGAAAUUGUGUCGGUAUCGCCUUCAUCGUCUCCCACUUCUCCCUCCUUUCGAUCUCCCGUUGAGUCGGUGGAGAUGGUGGCGGAGCUGAUAUCCCUGGCGCCGGUGGCUGAGACCUACCAGGAGGAGAGCGAGACGAAGACGGAGCUCGUCACCCUCGACCUGCUGGGUGGCCGCGGUGACCCCGACCGCGCCGCGCUGGAUCUCGAGCUCCAGGUCACUGCCGGCUGGGCGAGGCGCCUCGUUCCGCUGUCAGCGAAGCUGUAUCUCUCACCCCCUUCGCCGCCCUCCCUCGGAUUCCUCGGCCUAAAGCAACCUCCGGCGGCGAAUACGGCCUCCGCCUCCGCUGUUCCCGGCUCAUACCGCAGCGUCUGUACUCUGGAGAAGGUCAAGUCGGCGCUCGCGAGGGAAUCUCUCGCUAACAAGCGUUCCCCGCCUUCCCCCUCCUCUUCCUCCUCUUCCUACGCUUCCGCCUCCGCCUCCGCGACUACCAUCACCGCCUCCUCCUUCUCGGCCAAGCGGCUCAAGGAAGCUGACAAAGAAGACGGCCAUCCCCGGGCGAUGGCGGUGGCCGCGUGCCCGGAGUGCCUCCUCUACGUGCUCAUCUGCAAAUCCGACCCCUGGUGCCCCAGGUGCGCGGCCCACGUGCCGGUCCACGGCCUCAAGAAGAAACCACGGCUAGACCUCAACUUCUCCUUCCAAGCCUGCAACCAGUCAAACUGAGAAGAUCAAGACGACGAUUACGAUCCAUGGCCCGUAGACAAAAACCUUGCUUUCGCUCGAUUAUGAACUACGUAUCUACUGCAUGUUCUGGCGAUACGAUCUGGAAGUAAUUAAUCCGGCUUUCCACUGGCGUCUUCUCCUCCUCUCUCCUCCGUUCCAUGAUCUUCGUGAUCGUCGUUCGUUAUCUCUUUAUGUUGGUCCUGGAACGGAUUGACGAGAGAGCGUUAGAGACGAGCGUAUUUAUCUUUUGCGAUUAUUAUAUAUCAUUGUCGUUUAGAGACCCCACGGAUCAUUCGAGAUGAUAAGUGGUAGCAUGUUUACCACAUGAGAUUAUGGGGUCAAAUCAUAAGAUUGUCAUGGUGUAAAUCUUCGGACUCUGUGCAACUUAUCCUACCACUAUUGAUCUUUUCGGCUGUCUUGAUUUA
This is a messenger RNA of Zingiber officinale, 1155 nucleotides long. RefSeq lists its product as uncharacterized. The transcript has 2 exons. NCBI's taxonomy places the organism in Eukaryota, Viridiplantae, Streptophyta, Magnoliopsida, Zingiberales, Zingiberaceae. Bases 83 to 730 code for a protein of 215 amino acids. The record is from RefSeq and is a predicted model, not a curated record.